Dichomitus squalens LYAD-421 SS1 is the source of this 726-nucleotide messenger RNA. RefSeq lists its product as uncharacterized. The record is from RefSeq and is a predicted model, not a curated record. Lineage: Eukaryota; Fungi; Basidiomycota; Agaricomycetes; Polyporales; Polyporaceae. The transcript is spliced from 2 exons. The annotation marks the transcript as partial.
GACCUAGCCAAGGCAGAACAGGGAUGGCACUUUGGCGCGAUGCACACCCAGCCGGAACAGCUCCGGGAUUUCAAAAUUGAAGACAUGGCGAACACUAUGCAGAUGGUCGCGCCGAAGUUGUGGUCCCUGGUGCUGGGUCUGUCAGGUGUGGGUACUCAACACCUUCUCCACCCCCCCACCUCUGCGCUGGAAUCCAAUUCAGAAGGGGAGUGCUGGGCGGAGGACGAGGAGCCAGCUGGGGCAGAGGAUGUGAGUGUGCGCCAAAAGCGGCAGCGGCGGAUUCAACGGAACAUGUUCGCGAGGAUUAGGACUGUGGUCAUUCUCAGUAUCUUGAUGCAAUCGCGGGACCCUCGCUGCAACGCCCUUCAAAGCACCAUGGGAAUCUUUUUGCACUCUUGCAAUGCACCAGAGAAGCUCACGAAGGUCCUCUCGCGCAUGGGCAUAUCAAUCUCACUGUCAUCCAUCCAUCGUGCAGUUCAUUCAUUGUCCAGGCGGAGCUGCCAGGAUAUCCAGCUCCGUGGUCGGUUGCUCCUCAAUUCCUAUGCACUUGACAACUUCGAUGUGCUCUUGAAAGUGCUCAUUCACACCACAGAUGGUGCGCAGGGUGGCCUCGUACAUCUUACAUCCGCAGCCCUUUUCCAACUCCAGCAGGUCACUCUAGAGGACUUGCCCUGCUCGAAACUCGUCUGGGAGCGCUCUGACCUAAAUCCCCACGCGACAAAUCCU